GACCAUGAAAAUGAUGAGGUCGUUGCUUUUGAUUCCCUUGUUGUUAGUGGGCUCUGUUCAUGCCUUCUCGACUGUGAGAACAACAAGAGGACUGGCCACGGAAAUUCGGCGAGAAGGUUCAUUUCGAGUUAUUCCCACGGCUACCCAAAGUCAUGGACCGAAAGGAGUGAAUGUCCCUUUACAACUCUUUGCCACAACAAGAGAAGAUGACAUUAGCAGCCCACGAAAACAAGGCAAGCUGCGAUGGAUCCGAAAUCUGUUUGCACGACGCCCUCGAGUACCUGUGAAAGCAAAACGAUUGUUUUCGGCAUUUUUUGUAGCCAUGGCCCUUUUUAUGAGUGGCAUGUCGCCGGGACCAGCACACGCGGCCUCUCCCUUUGCUGUUAAGUUUACUGGCAUGGAAGUGGUCGCUCGUGGUCCCGAGUGGUCUUCUGCUGGUGGCAGCUUGGAUGCUUCCUCCGACAUGUUGUCUCUGGCCAUGCAAAAACGACAGGCUACCCUCAGCCGACAGCAGGCUUUAGCAGCGGUAACUGGUCGAUCCAGUACCGCAAUGAUAAUGGCGGCUAGCAUGGCUGCAGCAGUAGCAGUGCCCACUGGAGUCAGUGUCGCCUUGUUUCGCAAGGCAGAUUCCAAUGAGAAAGUGGUUGACGAGCUCAUGUUGAAACAAAAGGAGUUGAUUGAUCAAGUUUCCACACUGUCGCAAGCAGUUGCCAGCAAUGAAGAAGAGGCGGGUGGACCAUACGGAAGCCUGGGAUCGGAACUUUUGUUCUUGGCCCUUUCUGGUUUGUCUGCCUAUGCCACCUAUUUCGUGUCCAAUCCACCCGAGUAAAAAAGUGCAUACCUACACUAUAAUCGGUACUCAAGAUCAGGCAAUUGCUUGAAGCUGCGUCAUGGGCAGCAAAACAGCACCAUAGAAUCCCAGCAUUCAUUGAGCGCAGAGACAAGGCCAAUGAUCGAAGAAAGAGCUGAAUGCUGGGGCAUUCACAACAACCAUGUACAACAAACAUACACAGCGUACCGAACUUACCAAAAGGGAGCAAAGAAGCCAAUACUCCGGGUAAAGUACCAUACCGUAGAUUACUAAAAUAAAAAGAACUUGUUGCACAAACACUUGGGACAUGGUCUCCCCACUAAUAUGCAAUUUGUGUGCUUCCAGAUUGAACUGGCCAGCUAGCUAGUGCAGUCAGGAACAAGCCAGCAUAUCACGGGCAGCCCUGAACAGAAAUUGACUUUCCCAGAGAGCCGGCCUUGAUGCUCACUUCCUAGCUCGAUAUGCAGCAACAAUUAUAAAAGCUUGCUAUAUCCUACUACUAGUUAGCUUUGGUGCCUUACCGCCGUCUGGAUCAACACCCAACGUUGUGUUGGCUGUUGGGCAGAGCUCAGCCGUACCAUCGAGGCAGAGCCGAGUGGAGCUGCGAAGAUCAAGGCGAUCAAGCACGAGGUUUUCCGAUGACG
Messenger RNA from Seminavis robusta, 1455 nucleotides. NCBI's taxonomy places the organism in Eukaryota, Bacillariophyta, Bacillariophyceae, Naviculales, Naviculaceae. The record is from the annotation of a GenBank genome assembly.